AUUUCCAACUUCAACUUCAAGUUCUUGAGCAGUCUGACUCGAUUCCUGAGUGGGCUGAUUUGUGCUUGAAGUUGAAGCCUGAAGGCUGACGCUCAGGGGCGAACAGGAUUGGAUUGGAGCUCCAGAAAGCUGGAUGCAGGUUCUCUCUCUUGCUUGAUUGCUUGGCACAAUGGGAGCUUCGAAACUGGUUGGAGGGAUCACACGCCACGUCGCAAGAGUGGCGCAGCGACGGUCCGGCCAACUGCUCAAUGGACGAUCAGCGGAGCUGAUACAACCCGCCGCUGCUGGGCCGUUGCUAUUGCUCCGUGACAUCAGCACUGCAGCAGGCUCGCAUCAUGGUUUGUCAGGUUUGUCAAGGUCAAGGUGGGAACUCGGUCGCACCGUCCCCUGGCAGGCAGUUUGGAGCCGUGGCUUUGCAGACGGCGAUUUUACAGCGGUUGUUCCGUCCAUGGGAGAGUCAAUCACGGACGGCUCGUUGGCUGCAAUUCUGAAAAGCGAAGGUGACCAUGUGGAGGCUGAUGAGGUCAUUGCACAAAUCGAGACCGACAAGGUGACGAUCGACGUCCGCACUCCCGAGGCUGGCACCAUCACCGCCAUCAAAGUCAAGGAGGGCGACACAGUCACCCCGGGUACGGUGGUGGCCACUCUCAGCAAAGGAGAGGCUCCCCCCAAAACGGAUGCGGCUCCAAAGGCAGAAGAGCCCAAAUCUGAGGAGCCCAAGGCAGAAGCACCCCCCCCCAAGGAAGAGAAGAAGGCGGCGCCCCCACCUAAGCAGGAGAAGGCUGCGCCGCCGCCCCCUCCGAAGCCGGCCAGCCCCCCGCCCCCGAAACCAGCCGCGCCGCAGGACACGCCGCAGCUGGUGCCAAAGGAUCGGGAGCGCAGAGUUCCAAUGACGCGGCUGCGGAAACGGGUUGCGACCCGACUCAAGGACUCCCAGAACACGUUCGCCCUACUGACCACCUUUAACGAGAUCGACAUGACCAACAUCAUGCAGCUGCGAAGCGACUUCAAGGACGCCUUUCUGGAGAAGCACGGGGUCAAGCUGGGCUUCAUGUCUGGCUUUGUCAAGGCUGCUGCGGAGUCCCUAAAAAAGGCGCCGGUUGUGAACGCAGUCAUCGACGGUGAUGACAUCAUCUACAGAGACUAUGUCGACGUCAGCAUAGCCGUGGGCACGCCCAAGGGCCUUGUCGUCCCGGUUCUGCGUGACGCUGAGAAGCUGGGCUUUGCCGACAUCGAGAAGAAGAUCAACGAGCUUGGGGAGAAGGCGCGCAGCGGAACGCUCUCUAUCGACGAGAUGGCGGGCGGAACGUUCACCAUCUCCAACGGGGGCGUCUACGGCAGUCUGCUGAGCACGCCCAUCGUCAACCCUCCCCAGUCCGCCAUCCUCGGCAUGCACUCCAUCCAAAAGCGCCCAAUGGUCGUCGGGGCGGACAUCAAGCCACGGCCGAUGAUGUACGUCGCUCUGACGUACGACCACCGCCUGAUCGACGGAAGGGAGGCAGUCCUGUUCCUGCGAAACGUCAAAGACAUCGUUGAAGAUCCCCGCAGGCUUCUGCUUGAUGUUUAACAAGAUAGCCAACCCGGUGCUGCAUUGGAAAAGCCGCUUGUACUUACUCAUAUAGCAAUCUCAAGUAGCCCGUGGUACAUACUGCAAGCUUGAGAGGUGAUGCACAGCCACUAAAGGCGUUCCUGGUGUAUGGUGCACAGCAUUGAUACGCAACUGUCCUUGAAUAAGAAGCAAUCGUUGUUUUCUUACCUGUCCCACUUGUUUUGUGCUUUCAACGUGUAUACAGCGAAUGCUCAAGAACGAAUUCCAGAACCUCAGUAGGCUCGAAAGCCUGUUUAUUAGUCAAAAGACUCGAUGCCUCCCAACCUUGUCGCACCGCAACACUGGCCUCGAAAAGUUAUCGGUAUUUGAUGUUAUGACUUCAGGUCAAC
Molecule: messenger RNA, 1938 nt
Organism: Klebsormidium nitens
Lineage: Eukaryota; Viridiplantae; Streptophyta; Klebsormidiophyceae; Klebsormidiales; Klebsormidiaceae
Source: the annotation of a GenBank genome assembly